AUGCCAGUUGCCCCUGCUCCUCCCAUGCCCCAUGGUGCCGGUGCCGGUGCUUCUGCUUCUGCUCCUGCUCCUGCUUGUGCUUGUGCUGCUGGGGCCAAGCUGGCCGCACGUCCCCAGGCGGGAUUACGAUUCCCAAAUUCGAAACCUCUCCGCCUAUCAUUGGCCGCGGCGGAGUCGGGUGACGGGGGAAAACUCAGCGAGAAGUUUAUUGAGCUUUGA
Penicillium waksmanii is the source of this 219-nucleotide messenger RNA. RefSeq lists its product as uncharacterized. The record is from RefSeq and is a predicted model, not a curated record. The transcript has a single exon. NCBI's taxonomy places the organism in Eukaryota, Fungi, Ascomycota, Eurotiomycetes, Eurotiales, Aspergillaceae. The coding region runs from base 1 to 219 and encodes 72 amino acids.